Messenger RNA from Dendronephthya gigantea, 1424 nucleotides. RefSeq names its product nudix hydrolase 24, chloroplastic-like. Bases 192 to 1112 code for a protein of 306 amino acids. The record is from RefSeq and is a predicted model, not a curated record. The transcript is spliced from 8 exons. Gene Ontology annotation, molecular function: 8-oxo-dGDP phosphatase activity. NCBI's taxonomy places the organism in Eukaryota, Metazoa, Cnidaria, Anthozoa, Malacalcyonacea, Nephtheidae.
CUGGUACUAGUGUCUAGUUACUCUAGUAAUGUGUGACGUGUGUUCCUACAGCAAAUUAUAACCUUGAAACCUAAGUAAUUCAAUUGUGAUUUUUUAACAAUACUAAAAGUGAAAAAUAAAAACAUUGAUGCAAAUACUAGCUGAAGUGCAAUAUCAUAUUAUUGUGGGUGUUUGACUAUCUUGAAUCUGUCAUGGAUCAGAAUGAAUGGUCCAGUAAAAUGCUGAAUAUUGUCCAAUCAUUGAACUCUUUUCACCUCAAAGAUUCAUCUAAAAAGCAUUGUAAACCAUUCAUUGUUGAUGGUGACAUAAUUGGCAGUGUGCCACCAUAUGUUUUUCAACAACUUGAGACUUAUGAUAAAGUAUUUAGAGUCACUUCAGACUCUGUCAGUUUAAACAAUACUUUAAACUCAUCUACUGAAAGAACUUAUAAGAUUAACAAUGUUUUACAAUCUUUACGGGAGAAAGACAUCUUUUAUGCAUUGAAAGGAUGGAGAAAUGAGAUGUACAAUGUGUGUAAGUCGUUUGGACAAAAACCAUUAUUUCAGAUGGAGAGAUCCGCAGUGUCUCUGUUUGGCUUACAACAAUAUGGUGUUCACAUAAAUGGAUAUAAACAAGAUAAAGAUAAAAAUCUGCAUAUGUGGAUAGCACGACGCAGUUACAAGAAACCAACAUAUCCAGGAAAACUUGACCAAAUAGCUGCUGGUGGUAUCACUGCUGGUGAUGAUGUUCGUCAUACAAUGAUAAAAGAAUGUCAGGAAGAAGCAUCUAUUCCAGAGUUACUUGCGAGACAUGCUGUGUCUGUUGGUGCUGUAAGUUACUGUUAUGAGGAUGAAAGAGGAAUUUUUCCAGAAGUCGAGUUUGCUUUUGAUCUUGAGCUACCCAAUGACUUUCAACCUUGUGUUAGCGAUGGAGAAGUCCAUGAAUUUUAUUGUUGGCCGAUCGAAAAGGUGAGGGAGAAGCUUGUGUCAGGAGAGUUUAAAACGAACUGUGCUAUCAUAAUUUUGGAUUUCCUAAUUAGACACGGCAACAUACAGCCAGACACCGAGCCUAAUUUUGUUGAAUUUAUCACUGGAAUUCAUCAAGUCCCUGCGUCUAUACGUACCCAUAAAUAAUCCCGGAUUUAGAGAAAAUCACGCAGUGCCAGUUAUUAUUAAUUUGAUCAGAUAUGAACAUGUAAUUUAUAUAUUGCAUACAUGUAUACUACUUGUUGUUAAGCAGAAACAAACAAGCAUAAUAUAUAUUUAUAACUAAAUUGUCAAGGCAAGUCGGGAUUAUAUAAAAAUGAAGUAAAAAACUCGAGCAAGUCAUUUCAGCCAUGCAACUCCCAGAUUAGCCUGUGUAGUAUUAUAUGGCUAUGAUAAUUACACGUGAAACAAAUUUUACGGUCUUCUUUUAAGUGAAGUUUGUCAUUAACAAUAAAUGCA